GUCUGACAAAACGCGUACGCGGAUUUUCUACCAAUUCGUGUGUAAUUUUGCAUAUUGGAAUUUGUUAUAAAAACACUACAAGUGCCAAAUAAUUUUAUUUCAUUUUAUCACCAAAGUAAGCAGCAAUGAAUCGCAGACGUCCGCAUGAUGGCGAUGAAGAGGGCUACGAUCAUCGCAAUCGAAAACGUAGGCGCGUUUCUGAAAAUCAGGAAAUUGAAGAUCGUUUGGAGUCACUAAUUUUACGCGUCGGUGAACGUAGCACCUCUUCGGUAGAAUCGAAUUUGGAAGGUUUAGUUUCCGUUUUGGAGGCAGACUUGGGCACUUUUCGUCUAAAAAUUCUACGUAUUCUCUCGGAUUGUGCAAUAAAAAUGCCGGAAAAGUGUACCAUUUACACAACCUUAGUGGGCUUAUUAAAUGCAAAAAACUACAAAUUUGGCGGUGAGUUCGUAGACCACAUGGUGAAGACAUUUAAAGAAGCCUUGAAAAUGUGCUGGUGGGAUGCUGCACGUUACUCGCUCCGUUUUCUUGCUGAUCUAGUGAAUUGUCACGUCAUCUCAGCAACAAGUCUUCUGCAGCUUCUAGACACAAUGAUCGAUGUUUCUAACGAAGAUACAGUACCACAAGUGCGUCGUGACUGGUUCGUUUUUUCAGUGCUCUCCACGUUACCAUGGGUAGGUCGCGACUUGUAUGAAAAGAAAGAGUCGUCGUUAGAAUCAUUGCUGUUGCGCAUUGAAGUUUAUUUAAACAAGCGUUCAAAGAAACACCACAAUGCUCUACGUGUGUGGUCGGUCGAUGCACCACAUCCGCAAGAGGAAUACUUGGAUUGCUUAUGGGCGCAAAUACGUAAGUUGCGUCAAGAUAAUUGGGCUGAAAAACACAUUCCACGUCCUUACCUGGCCUUUGAUUCGAUUUUAUGUGAAGCACUGCAACAUAAUUUGCCACCCAUUGUGCCACCAUCACAUCAUGAGUCAUACGAUUAUCCAAUGCCUUGGGUGGUUUAUCGCAUGUUUGAUUAUACUGAUUGCCCCGAUGGUCCCAAUUUGCCAGGUGCGCAUUCCAUUGAGCGCUUCUUAAUCGAAGAGCACCUGCACCACAUCAUCGAAACGCAUCGUUUGGAACGGAAAGAUUGUGCAGCACAACUGCUAGCGUUCCCUUACAAAAACAAAAUACCGCUCGAAUACUGCAUCGUAGAGGUUGUAUUUGCAGAAAUAUUCCAUAUGCCGACACCACGUUAUUUGGAAAUCGUUUAUGGUUCAAUACUUAUUGAAUUGUGUAAAUUACAACCGGCAACAUUGCCGCAAGUGCUCGCUCAAGCAACUGAAAUUCUAUUCAUGCGCAUAGAUUCCAUGAAUACUUCUUGUUUCGACCGCUUCGUUAAUUGGUUUUCUUAUCAUUUGAGCAACUUCAAAUUCACUUGGUCGUGGGAAGAGUGGGAUAGUUGUUUACUAUUAGACCCAGAACAUCCACGCCCCAAAUUUAUACAAGAAGUAUUGCAUAAGUGUUUAAGAUUAUCUUAUCAUCAACGCAUUGUGGAAAUGAUGCCUGAGGCUUAUGCUAAGCUUAUACCUGUUGCACCGCAACCCAACUACAAAUAUGCUUCCGAAGAUGCAGCGUCGUUGGCAGGCACCCAGGUGGCACAUCAAUUGGUGGUGGCAAUUCGACAAAAGUGCACACCCGAUGAGGUGAUCAAUAUUCUAAAGGAGUUGCCGAAUUCCGGCGAAAAUGCGGAUCAGGAAAUGUCGGAGACAUCAUUCAAUCCACUAAAAAUCGAUGUGUUCGUGCAGACAUUAUUGAAUUUGGGCGCCAAAUCGUUUUCGCAUAGUUUCGCUGCAAUAUCGAAAUUCCAUUUGGUGUUUAAGGCCCUCGCCGAAUCCGAGGAGGCGCAAAUUUGCAUACUUCACAACGUCUACGAAUUAUGGCAGAAUCAUCAACAAAUGAUGGUGGUCAUUAUAGAUAAAUUAUUAAAAUUACAAAUUGUUGAUUGUUCUGCUGUCGCUACGUGGAUAUUUUCCAAAGAGAUGACCGGCGAGUUCACCAAAAUGUACUUGUGGGAAAUACUCCAUUUGACCAUAAAGAAAAUGAAUAAACAUGUUAUUAAAUUGAGUAGCGAAUUAACUGUUGCGAAGGAGAAGUUGGCUAAAGUGGACUCAUCGUCCAGCGAAUCGGAGGAUGAAGCAACGCCCAAGCGUAAGAAGCCCAUCAAUAACGUAGAUAAACCAACUGAAGAGGUAGUCGAACGUAUGGAAGAGAAAUUGGAAGCAGCAAAUGUGGAUCAAAAACGUUUAUUCUUGAUUGUUUUCCAACGAUUCAUAAUGAUAUUGUCCGAACAUUUGGUGCGUUCUGACACAGAUGGGCGUGACCCUGAUACCGAUUGGUAUCGCUGGACCAUAGGACGUCUGCAGCAAGUGUUCCUAAUGCACCACGAACAAGUGCAAAAGUACAGCAGCACGUUGGAGACGUUGCUCUUCACCUCGGACUUGGACUCACACAUACUGGAAGUGUUCCAUCAGUUUGUAGCCUUAAGGGCGUAAGGCAGUCAAAACACUAUUUAUAUGUAGCUAAAGAUACAUUUUUUUAUUUGAUCCAUUUGUUGAUUUAUUCAAUUGAAAAUCAGAAAGCGCAUAAAUAAUGCAAGCAAUUAAGAAAUUAAACAAAUUUUCGGCGCUACAAUUUGAUAAUGGAUUUGUCUGAAAUCCAACGAGAUAACAGGGAAAUAGUAUGAUUAAAAAUAACCAUAAAACUUUAAAUUUUGAAGUUUAGACAAGGACUUCAGUAAAGCUGAGGCUUAAAAAUAAAAUUGUAUUGAUAUUAAAAAAAACAAAUUAACGAUUAAACACUUUUCGUUAUGUCGAAAUCUAAACGUUUUCAUUCCAAAUUAAUUAUUCGUCUCGUUGGGUUUACUUAAUUUAUUAAUUUAGUUAAGAAUCCAUCAUCAAAUUUAGAAAAGGGAUAGCUUUUUUUUAAACAAGCAUUAACUUUCUUUGUAUUUACUUUCAUAUUUGUUAACGUUCAUUUCAUUUUCGCAUUGCUAAUGAAUAGAUUAUCACAUGAUUUACUGAUUUACGUACUUCGUCCACAUUUAGUUAGAGCAUGUAUUUGAAUUAUGUUAAUGUCGCUGAGCUAAGCAUUGCAUUUUUCAUAAGUUCGCAAGAAUUUAAAUGCAAGAAACAAUGUAAUUGACUUGUUAAAAUAACAACAAAAGAACGUUUAAUUCUCUACGGAAUUGUAACAAAUAAAUGUAUACAUAUAAAAACCAGUAAAAAACAU
This is a messenger RNA of Rhagoletis zephyria (snowberry fruit fly), 3267 nucleotides long. It is a transcript of the gene Cbp80, whose product is annotated as Nuclear cap-binding protein subunit 1. Gene Ontology annotation, cellular component: nuclear cap binding complex; nucleus. The record is from RefSeq and is a predicted model, not a curated record. Gene Ontology annotation, biological process: mRNA export from nucleus; nuclear-transcribed mRNA catabolic process, nonsense-mediated decay. Gene Ontology annotation, molecular function: protein binding; RNA cap binding; mRNA binding. Lineage: Eukaryota; Metazoa; Arthropoda; Insecta; Diptera; Tephritidae.